Messenger RNA from Meloidogyne enterolobii, 1975 nucleotides. NCBI's taxonomy places the organism in Eukaryota, Metazoa, Nematoda, Chromadorea, Rhabditida, Meloidogynidae. The record is from the annotation of a GenBank genome assembly.
UUUAAAUUGAUAUAUAUUUUUGUCACAUCGUUUCUAUCGAUUCUUAUUUUUGUUUUAAUUUUCUCUUUGUUUAUUAAUUUUUGUGUAAUGGAUGGCGUGGGGUUGUGUCCGCAAAAAAUUUGCGGAUAAAUUUUAGUCCGUAAAAUAUUUGCGGAUAAAAUAGAUCUUUUUUCUGCUUUUAUGAGGACUUGUUUUUUGUUUUUACCGGCUAGUAAAACCCCCCUUUUAUCUUAACAAUGAAAGGCCGUAUUUUUGUAUCGAUAAAAAAUUGCAAAUUUGUCCGCAAAAUACUUGCGGGCAAAACUUGCAUUUUUUGUUUAAUAUCAAACUAUUUUAAACGAUUUUUUAUCUGAAAAUGUAAGAGCGGGCAUUUGUCUAGAUAAAGAGAAUUGCAAAUUUAUCUGCAAAAAAUUUGCGGAUAGCCGCAAAAUACUUGCGGACAAACUUGAAUCGAUAUUUAAAUUUUUUUAACUAGUGAAUGGAAGGCAAUAAAUUUGAUGAUACUGAUUUGUCUGUGUUAAUUCAAUUUGGAGAUGAAUCUUCUGAAAUUAUUACUGAUGAAUGUGCUGGUGGAUUGACUCAAUUAUUGCUUUGUGCUGGCGAAAUUUAUUAUGGACAAUUCGUCUUACUUGGCUAUAACGGUGCUGAAUUAACUGGAGAACAGAAGAAUCAUGCAAAUAAUCGAAAAAAUUUUUCCAAAAUGUUUUUCAAACGCCGUUUGGAGCCAAAUGGAAUAAAGAAAGGUUCAGUCACUAAAUUGAGUGGAACUGCUGCAGCCAAUAAAGCUAAAGCUUUGCGUGAUUCUAAUAGACAUACAGUGGCUUUCGGUUAUGGAAAGAAUGGAACUGUUGUUGUAGAGUAUUUGUUAGACCCUACCAAAGAUAUGUUUCAGAUUGGCCGUUCUUCAGAAGAACAAAUAGACUUUACAAUAGUAGACACUUGGCUAGCUUCGGGUAAUGGACAUCCUUCUCCUUGUUGUGGUGGACAUAAUAAAAGCCGUCAUUCAAGUCACCGAGAAGAACAUUCCGAACAAAAAACAAUUAGUUCAACAAUAUCUCGCUAUGCUUGUCGUAUUUUGGCUGAAAGGGACAAACCUCACAGAGUUUGGAUUUUUUGGGUUUUAAGAAAAUUUCUUUUGAAGGUUCAAAUUUUUGCUGCUGGUUUUGACUCUUCUCGUAAUAUUUUUCUUGGAGAAAAAGCUACCAAAUGGCAAAAGAAAAAUGGGGAAUUUGAUGGAUUAACUACAAAUGGUGUGCUUAUAUUACAUCCAAAUUGGUGUAACGGGGAGGAGCAUUCGGACGAUACAGGAGAAAUGUACAUUUGGAGAGAAGUUUCGGUAGAUGGCGAUAUUUACACUUUGCGUUCAGCUCGAUCUUCAACUCAACGUGGUGCUUUAGUUUUGGGUGAAACCAAUGAACUUCAGGACGGUACUCUAAUCGAUCUUUGCGGGGCAACACUUUUGUGGCGUUCUGCUGAAGGGCUAAAACAAAGUCCAUCAAAAGUCGAAUUAGAGCAUAGACUUGACGAACUCAAUGCUGGCAAACCUCAAUGUCCAGUCAAUUUAAAUACUUUGGUUAUUCCAAGAAAGCGACACAGCAAAAGUAGUAGUAGUUCAAAACAGCCUUAUGUCUAUUUCCGUUGUGGACAUGUUCAAGGGAAACACAAUUGGGGAGUUCAAAAGAACGGUUCAGCAGUAACAUUUCGUUGUCCAAUAUGCCUCGUCGACUCAGAACGUGUUGCUCAAUUAACAAUGGGCAUGGAAUCAGCCUUUCAUCUUGACUCGGGUCUUUUGGAAUAUUCAUUUAAUCCGUGUGGACAUAUGGCUAGUAAAAGGACUGUUCGUUAUUGGUCUCGUAUAACAAUGCCUCAUGGCACCAAUUCAUUCCAUCCAGUAUGUCCAUUCUGUACAUCUCUACUUACUAUAGACAAGCCAUUUGUUCGAUUGAUUUUUCAGGAUCAUUGCUAUGAAAAUUGA